Messenger RNA from Mycosarcoma maydis (corn smut), 2958 nucleotides. RefSeq lists its product as uncharacterized. The record is from RefSeq and is a predicted model, not a curated record. Bases 1 to 2958 code for a protein of 985 amino acids. The transcript has a single exon. Gene Ontology annotation, molecular function: protein tyrosine phosphatase activity; thiosulfate-cyanide sulfurtransferase activity. Gene Ontology annotation, cellular component: cytoplasm; nucleus. Gene Ontology annotation, biological process: positive regulation of G2/MI transition of meiotic cell cycle; positive regulation of G2/M transition of mitotic cell cycle; G2/M transition of mitotic cell cycle. Lineage: Eukaryota; Fungi; Basidiomycota; Ustilaginomycetes; Ustilaginales.
AUGGCUACUCUCCUCUCCUCACCCCUCGCUACGGCGCCCAAGUUCGAUCUCUUUCAGCCGCCUAGCUCGCCCAAGUGCUACGCCAACGAUGAACUCCCCGCCGAUUUUGACAAGUCCUUCGGCUCCUCCAUGUCCAUCUCGGACUCGUUGGAUGGUCACACUUCUCACGCCUUCCCCACCUUGGUCCUCCCCCCUCAGCCUCUGCUCUUCGGUGGCAGCCUUGGCCUCGCCCAGAGCCUCGCUUCAUCCAACCGCACCCAGUCAUCCUAUCAUUCUUCCGCAUUGGCCGAACCAUCUCAGCACCACCACCAAUACCUCGCCAGACCCUCGCCACGCCAUACCCACUCGCUCGGCGCUGCCAUGGGAACCACUCUCAAUACGCGUCCUCAUGGUCUCGCAGCAAAGAUGAGCUCUCCCACGGACAUGGACAUCUCGCCCGCUCCCGUCGCGGCUCAAGUCUCCCACGUACGUCCCUCGCCCUCAGAAGCUCUACCAAAGCUUAUGGACAGCAUCCACGUCGGUGCGCCCUCCGACGCUACCGCCACCAACGACCGCCUUCAUCCCGUCCUGCGUGGUUCCAGCCGUGCCAGACCCGUCGCUACCGAGCGCAAGUCUUCGCUUCAGCUGGCCCACGCCAUGUCUUCGCGCCACUUUGGCGCCGAAAUCACGCUCAACUCGCAACGCAUAUUUGCCCACCAACAGGAUCUGCUAAGCAGUCCAGACAAGGAGCCUCCACCCAAGCGCAGACCUAACUCGCUUCCUACAAGACAGAGUGAAGCCAAUGAGCGCAUCUCUCAGCUCUCUUCAGCCCUCAUGGGCGUCGCAUCCGCCAAACCAAGCACGGCACUCCCCGCCCCUUUUUCGAAUCGCGAUGCCUGCUUCGGUGCUCCCUCCACCUCUUCCAAUCCCAGCACCAGUUUUGCUGCGCGCAACCGUCUGUCUGAUUCGGGUCUCGUUCUCGACCGACGCCUCAGCAAGCGCUCCUCUCGUCCAGGCUCGGCAGAGUCCUUCUUUGAAGAUGUAGAGAACGAGCUGGGUGCCAACCACCCGCUACCGCAAGACGACGACGACGACGAGGAUGCCGACGACAUCAACCCCUCCCCUUCACCGUCCAUGAACUCGCUCUCGGGCGCUAUAGCUGGUUACUUUUACGAUCCACUCUCGCCUGAAAAGCUCGCAAGCAGGCUCGGCAUGCCACCUGUUGACGGUCCCAAUCUGCUCGCUGCCAUGUCCAACACGGAUGCUUCGCCCAGCGUCGUCUCUUCCCCGCCUGCCUCAUCUCCCUGCACCCGCAUGCCUCCGCCCAAGCGCACUACCUCGCUCGGUACUCGCGCAUUUGAGCGUGCCAACACUGUAGCUGUCGUGCCCAGGGCAGCUUCCGCCUCCAGCUCAAGCUCAGGUAUCGGUGCGCUGCGUACCACAUUAGGCAAGCGUGCCAACCCCUACGUCAAGCGUCCCUCGCUAAUCAAUGAUCAGCCUGCCAUCCAGAGCGCCUAUCCGGUGCUUGGCAUCAACGGUCAGACCAACAGGGUCUCCCGCCCCACUGCUCCCGCACCUCGCCGAUGCGUCUCUGCCUUUGAUCAGAGCUCCGUGCUCGCAAGCGCAGCCGCUUCCAAGCCGAGUGCCAAUGCCAGUAGUAUCAGCGUCGACUCGCCCAUCUCCCCUGACCGUCGUCGUUCCCAGCUUUCCGGUCACAGCGAGGUGACGGAUGCCAAUGGCUCACCCAUCGCACCUGCGAUGCGAGCCCGCACGCGCCCCCAUUAUUUACGCCGCGGCAGCAAGGACGAUAGCUCGCCGCUUGCCUAUGGUACAGGCAUGAAGCGCAGCAGCUCGAGAGGCAACGAUACCAUGGUCGACGACUUGGCGCUUGGUGACCCCGCUUACGCCAACUCACCUGCCAGCGCUGAGAGCCUUCCCGGCUUUGGUGCUUCUGAAAAGGAGGGCAAGAUCCUUCCCUGUUUCAACGUCAAGGAUGACGGACUCAUGAGGAUCACCCCGCAGACCAUGACGGACUUGCUCGCUGGUAAAUACACCAACGCCAUCAUGAGCUAUCAAGUGGUCGACUGCCGGUUUGGCUACGAAUACCAAGGCGGUCAUAUCCCCGGUGCCAUCAAUCUGAGUACGGUCCAACGCGUCGUUGGUCAUUUUCUCCAGCCAGGGCUGGGACGCCACGCGAAUGGCGAGCCGCUUCCUCCACGAUCGCAGAGUGGAAAGCCGGACAAGUUUGGCAACCGACGCAAGCACGUUCUCGUUUUCCAUUGCGAGUUCAGCUGCAAGCGUGCUCCCACCAUGGCGCUAGCGUUGCGACAGGCCGAUCGAGGUCUCGCGCACGACUACCCCAACUGCCACUUCCCCGAGAUCUACAUUCUACAGGGCGGCUACUGCAACUUUUUCCAGUCGUACGCCCAGCUAUGUCAGCCUCAGCAGUACGUUCGCAUGGACGAUCCACGCUUUUUGGCAAGCAGAUCCACUGAGCUGCACGGAUUCAGGAAGCAAUUUUCGCGCCAUCGCAGUUUCACCUACGGUGAAGGCAAGAGGCAGUCAAUAGGCACCAACGCGGCUUCGAGAGGCGGCGCCGCUGCCCGGCAGUCGAUCAAGGAAGAGGAAGAUUCGACCUCGAUCAUGGAGGAGUCGCCCUGUCCUGGAGGAGCUUCGAUGAAGCUCAGUGCUCGAGCUAUGUCUGCGGUGCAAGUAGCGCACAGGCUCGACGCAACCACUUUGACUGCCGUGGACGAAAGCGCAGCUCCGGCUUUGGCGGUGGGCGCGGGCGAUACCAGCUUUGGCAGUGUCGGCGACUCGUCCUUCGAAGACGGUAUUGGCGAUUCUCCGUGUGCUGCCGCCGGCAGUCGUAAACCUGCCAUGAUCCUGCUCGCUCAAAUGGGUGCGCUGGGUGGUGCGCGUCGACCUUUGCUUCGAGCUGGUACCACGGGCAACAUCUUGUCGCGACAUAUGUCUUGA